Glycine soja is the source of this 1644-nucleotide messenger RNA. RefSeq names its product putative F-box/FBD/LRR-repeat protein At1g78840. The record is from RefSeq and is a predicted model, not a curated record. The coding region runs from base 1 to 1644 and encodes 547 amino acids. Gene Ontology annotation, molecular function: protein binding. NCBI's taxonomy places the organism in Eukaryota, Viridiplantae, Streptophyta, Magnoliopsida, Fabales, Fabaceae. The transcript is spliced from 4 exons.
AUGGAGCUUGUGGAGAGAGCCAAAGGUAUUGAAGUUUCUACGGUUGAGAAGGAUCCUCUGAUCUCCACCAUGCCUGAACACAUCAUUCAUGAAAUUCUCAGUCGACUUUCAAUGCUAGACGUUGCUCGAACCAGUUGUCUUUCCAAGCAAUGGAAUAACUUUUGUGUCUCCUUUCCUUGCUUGAACAUUGACCAGAGUGACUUUAAUCAUCUUCCUUUUCACCACUUCAAGAAUACUAUGCUCCACAAAGUUAUGAGCAUCAAAGAAGAAGAAGAACGUUUGGUUAUCCACAAAUUUAGGCUACGCAUGCAUUUUGAAUACGUGCAAAAUGCCACAAAAGAGAUUGAAGAAUGCACAAGACUAGUAUUGCAGACGAGCACAGUCAAAGAGUUCGAUUUCCAAAUCAUGCAUCAUUGUCUUUACGCGACUAAAGGUAAUUGGUGCCAACUUUUUCAUCAUAUUUAUAAUGCGAAGACGUUUGUGGUGCUAAGGUUAAGUGGUUUGACAUUGAUUCAGCCCUCUGAUAGGGAUAUAAUAAAGUUUUCCCACCUAGAAAUUCUAAGGUUAGAAAAUGUAUGGGUAAAAAGAGAAAAUGUCAUUGAUUGGUUGUUUACUAGUUGCCCUCUGAUAAGGGAAAUAUCACUUGUUAGAUGUAAUGGUUUGAAGCAUUUGAAGGUGUGUGGUAAUCUUGGUCACCUCAAACAGCUAGAGGUUGUUUUUUGUCAAAUGCUUGAGAGUGUUGAAAUCCAAGUGCCAAGUCUAGAGAAGCUUGUGUUGUCCGAGAUUGAAAGAAGAAGAGGAACUGAAUUUUGUAUGGCUUUGAGAAUAGAUUCGGAAACUAGUGAAACCUUAAGGGAGUUGACAUUGUGCAAUUCUACCAUUGGAGGCUUAACCUUCACCCGUCUAUUUUCUAGAUGCUCAAAAGUUGAGUCUUUGGUACUGGAACGGUGCAUCCGUUUUUUUAAGAUUAAGAUUGCAAGUCAGAAGUUGAGAAAACUUGUCGUGAAAAGGUGUUACGAUCUUGUUGUGACAGACAUUGAAGCUACCAAUUUGACUUCAUUCAUGUUUUGCAAUUAUGUACCCAAUAAAGUUUAUCAAGAUUUUGCUGUUGACAAACAAAUCCAAUAUUGUGAGGAGAUCAGUCAGCUACAAGAAUGCUUGCUUGACUUUAACAAAGUGCUUAUGAGCAAAAACAUAUGGACAUAUCUUUGGUUUGAUAAAUUUAACUACUCUGCAGACCAAAAGAUGAUUAUCUACCCGCUGAAGAAUUACAAAGGGUAUGAUGUUGUGGUAUUGGAAGACUGGAGUUCGAUGGCAGAACUUACACUUAUGACCCAGAUAAGUGAAUCAUCGUCAAGAACAACCAUUACAACCAUGAGUUUUCUUGAUCUGGCUAGUUACGUGUUUGGGGAUUGUGGCAAGGGCUUAAAAGGGGUUUUGGCCAUCUCAAUCUCUGGUAAAAGCAUGUUACAUGAGGUUCUAAAUAACAAACCAAAACUUUCAUGUACGCAAUGCUCUUCUGUGGUCAUAACAGAAAUACUAAUGGAUGAAUUCUUGUCCACCACAUGUUGGCCUUCCUUCUCAAGAGCUGGUGCAACUCUGAAAGCAACAUCAUUUUCUGUUUCUUCCAUACUGCUCUUCUAA